GGCCGGGUGAGGUGGCGGUUUGAAUCGGGCCCUGAGGAAUCGCGUCAUGUCACGGCCGAAGAAUCAAAACUACAAGGGCUACGGAUUGUCAAAGGGAAAAGAACGAGAGCAGAGAGCAUCAAUCCGGUUCAAGACCACUCUUAUGAACACUCUUAUGGAUGUCCUUCGCCACAGACCGGGAUGGGUGGAAGUAAAGGACGAAGGGGAGUGGGAUUUCUACUGGUGUGACGUCAGCUGGCUCCGGGAGAACUUCGACCACACCUACAUGGAUGAACACGUGCGGAUCAGUCACUUCCGAAACCACUACGAGCUGACCCGCAAGAACUACAUGGUGAAGAACCUGAAGCGGUUCCGGAAACAACUGGAGCGCGAGGCAGGAAAGCUGGAGGCAGCCAAGUGCGACUUCUUCCCCAAAACCUUUGAGAUGCCAUGCGAGUACCACCUGUUUGUGGAGGAGUUCCGUAAAAACCCAGGAAUCACCUGGAUCAUGAAGCCUGUAGCCCGGUCCCAGGGGAAGGGCAUCUUCCUAUUCCGGAAGCUGAAGGACAUCAUGGACUGGAGGAAGGGCACUGCUGGGAAGAAGCUCACCAGCUUGGAGGCCCAGCAGGCCCGGAGUGCUGUCAAUCCCUCUGGCAGCCACGACUCAAGAUGUUCAGAUGACCAGAAAGAAGAAAUUCCUGUGGAGAAUUAUGUAGCGCAGCGUUAUAUCGAAAACCCCUAUCUGAUAGGAGGCCGCAAGUUUGACCUGCGUGUCUACGUGCUGGUGAUGUCGUACAUCCCCCUGCGGGCCUGGCUGUACCGGGACGGCUUCGCCCGCUUCUCCAACACCCGCUUCACACUCAGCAGCAUUGAUGACCAGUAUGUGCACCUCACCAAUGUCGCCGUGCAAAAGACGUCCCCUGACUACCACCCAAAGAAGGGCUGCAAAUGGAUGCUGCAGCGCUUCCGACAGUACCUGGCGUCCAAGCACGGGCCAGAAGCAGUGGAAUCGCUCUUCAGCGACAUGGACAACAUCUUCAUCAAGAGCCUGCAGAGUGUGCAGAAGGUGAUCAUCAGUGACAAGCACUGCUUUGAGCUGUACGGCUAUGACAUUCUCAUAGACCAGGACCUCAAGCCAUGGCUCCUGGAGGUCAAUGCGUCCCCAUCGCUGACAGCCAGCAGCCAGGAGGACUAUGAGCUCAAGACCUGCCUCCUGGAAGACACCCUGCACAUCGUGGACAUGGAGGCCAGGCUCACAGGAAGGGAGAAGCGAGUGGGAGGCUUUGACCUCAUGUGGAAUGAUGGCCCUGUCAGCAGAGAAGAGGGGGUUCCCGACUUGUCAGAAAUGGGGAACUUUGUGACCAACACACACCUUGGUUGCAUCAAUGAUCGAAAAAAACAGCUGAGGCAGCUGUUCCGCUCCCUUCAAGGCCAGAAGAAACCUUCCAGCUAAUACCCAGCCGCU
Messenger RNA from Eptesicus fuscus (big brown bat), 1444 nucleotides. It is a transcript of the gene TTLL9, whose product is annotated as tubulin tyrosine ligase like 9. The record is from RefSeq and is a predicted model, not a curated record. The transcript is spliced from 15 exons. Gene Ontology annotation, molecular function: ATP binding; tubulin-glutamic acid ligase activity; tubulin binding. The coding region runs from base 47 to 1432 and encodes 461 amino acids. Gene Ontology annotation, biological process: protein polyglutamylation; microtubule cytoskeleton organization. Gene Ontology annotation, cellular component: cilium. Lineage: Eukaryota; Metazoa; Chordata; Mammalia; Chiroptera; Vespertilionidae.